This is a messenger RNA of Carassius gibelio (silver crucian carp), 1065 nucleotides long. Its product is annotated as dnaJ homolog subfamily C member 9-like. Gene Ontology annotation, molecular function: heat shock protein binding. The record is from RefSeq and is a predicted model, not a curated record. Gene Ontology annotation, cellular component: nucleus; cytoplasm. The transcript is spliced from 6 exons. Lineage: Eukaryota; Metazoa; Chordata; Actinopteri; Cypriniformes; Cyprinidae. Bases 155 to 913 code for a protein of 252 amino acids.
CAAAGCGCCAAAUUUUUGGCGCGACCUGUUAACAUAAGGGAAGCCUAUGCUGUUGUGUGCUGAAAGCGUUGGGAUGUUAUUUUCUGUUUAAGCAUAUUUGAACAAUUUCUGGUCAGUGUCAUUUGUCAUCUUUAGUUUAUAUCUCUCUGCAGUCAUGGGUUUACUGGAGCAGUGUGAGGAGCUCUUCAAGACCUCUGACCUGUAUGAAGUUCUGGGUGUUUGUAAAGGAGCAUCUGACUCUGAGAUAAGACGCGGAUAUUAUAAAGUCUCUCUGCAGGUUCAUCCAGAUAGAGCUCCUGGUGAUGAGUUAGCCACCACCAAGUUCCAGGUGCUGGGAAAGGCUUAUGCAGUGUUGGCUGACAAGGACCAAAGGGCAGUCUAUGAUGAACAGGGAAUAGUGGACGAAGAGUCAGACACUCUUGAUCAAGACCGCAAUUGGGAAGAGCACUGGAGAAGAUUGUUUCCCAAGAUCACAUUGCAAGACAUCUUGGAGUUUGAGAAGCAGUAUAAAGGCUCUGAUGAAGAGGUGGAAGACUUGAAGAGACUGUACCUACAACAUGAAGGUGACAUGGAUCUGAUCAUGGAGUCUGCGCUGUGCUGUACCCAUGAAGAUGAGCCUCGUGUCAAAGACAUACUUCAGAAAGCCAUUGAUGCUGAAGAGGUGCCGGCCUACAAAGCCUUCACUCAUGAGACUGCUAAGAAGAAGAACAACCGCAAAAGAAAGGCGGACAGAGAGCGUAAGGAGGCAGAGGAAAUGGAGAAAGAGAUGGGCUUGAACAGUGAGGACAGCCUGGUAGCUAUGAUAAAGCAAAGACAAAAGUCCAAAGAAAAUGGAUUCAACUCCCUCAUCUCGGAUCUAGAGGCGAAAUAUUGCAAGAAACCAGCAGCUGGAAAGAAGGGCAAGAAAAAGUAGUGUGCUCUUGUUCAGACCAGCUUGUGGAUAAAAUGCAAAAAGAACAUUUUAAAUGUUACUUUAACCGUUUUUUUUGUAUAUAUGUUUUCCUGUUUCCUUAUUUUAUGUAUUAUUCAUGGUCUUCUGACUAAUAAUAAACUGGAUUCAAUCAA